Molecule: messenger RNA, 1919 nt
Organism: Phaeodactylum tricornutum CCAP 1055/1
Lineage: Eukaryota; Bacillariophyta; Bacillariophyceae; Surirellales; Neidiaceae
Gene: VDL2
Product: precursor of protein violaxanthin deepoxidase-like protein
Exons: 2
Coding region: 252-1919 (555 amino acids)
Biological process (GO): xanthophyll cycle
Molecular function (GO): violaxanthin de-epoxidase activity
Source: RefSeq, a predicted model, not a curated record
GUGGAGGAGGUUCACAACAAACCCCUAUUUCCUUUCGUCUCUCUGUUGCAAUUAUCUAUCGAUCCUUCCUUUCGUUGUUGCAUAUUAUCCUCGUUUUGACCUUGUCAAGUUCUAUCAUUUUCUUGCACAGUGUCCAGAAAAGUCGGAAAAGCCCUCCAACUUGCCCAGUUACGUUGAUCCUGUACGGUACCGACAGUAAUUACCAAUACAACACAUCACCUUUCUCUCCAAACCGCCAGCAGCUUACAUUCAUGAAGCGAGCCACGAGGAAACGUACACUGGCGGCAACGCUCUGGAUUGCCAUGAGUUCGGUGACCGGUUCGGGUCCGGGUCGGACAGCCGCCUUUGCGCCUUCCGGCAACAACAACAACAACGGCUGCCACGGACUGUCCCGUGUCGCGUUGCACACCACGGAAUUGCAAGCGCACUCGAAACCUCCACACCAACAAUCACCACAAACCCGCUACACACCGCCUUCGGCAAUGAAUAUCCAAUUUCCGGAGCCAGACGAAUCACUCCAUGUCUGGGACCACGUACGAAACAUCGGUAAAGUGUGUACCGGGUUCGCCUUGGCGGGGCUGUUGUCCGCCUUGGUUUCCUUUACCAGUCCAGUGUGGGCGGAAAACGAACUGUCCGCCAAGUACGGAGGCGGCCUCGACACAUCGCUCGUCGACCAAAACUGUCUCGUCAGCGCCUGUUCACUCCAAACCAAGGCGUGUUUACAGGACGAUCCGUCCUGUCGGAAAGGACUGACCUGCACAGCCAAGUGCCUCGGAGACAACGCCUGUAUCACCGGAUGCAUGGCGCGCUACGGCAACGCCAAUUUGGACAAUCUCUUGAAAUGUACCAUUGAGGAUCACGAAUGCAUCAAGGUCGCCAUUCUCGAGGGAGGUGCCGACGUAUUUGGACAAGAGCCCCGCGCUCCCGCUCCCACCGUCACGGCGUUUGAUCCGAAAUCCCUGCAGGGCUCCUGGUUCAAGGUAGUCGGCUACAACCCCAACUACGAUUGCUACGCCUGUCAACGGAAUACCUUUUCCGCUCCGGAUAGUAGUGCGAACGGCAACCGCAAUAACUUGUUGUGGUCCGUCGCCAGUGGCAACACCAAUCCCGCCGUUACCAAUCAGCUACGCAUGGAUGUGGAAUUUUCCAUGCCACACUUGUUACCGGACGGCUCGCCGCCACCUCCGUCAAACGUUAGGGAAUCAAUUCUUGUCAGCGGCGAAGACGGCUCCGUGUUUGGCUCCAAAUCAAUCGCUUUGAACGAUUAUCGCACCCGAGAGACCAUGGUAUUCGACCAAGUGUCCACCGGAAACAACAUGGUGUUUCACAAGGGCACAACACAAGAAGUCUCGUACUCUCGCACCGCCCAUUCAGAAGGAGAAAUGUUUGGAUUAAAGUUCUGGGAGAACUGGUAUAUAAUUGGUGAAAAUGAUCCAGGCCAGCCUGAGUUCAAAUUUGUAUACUACAACGGCAAAACCCGACAAAACACCUACGAAGGCGCUUUUGUCUACAGCCGCAGCAAGGAGCUGGCCCCCGAGUCCAUGGCCAAGGUCUACUCCAUUGCCAAGGAAGCCGGCAUGAAGGUGGACCAAUUCUGCAGAAUACGCAACGGGUGUUUUUCGGAUGAAACGGUCGUCAAAGCACCCAGCUCAGGGUUGGGAUCUCAAUCCAAUCCUUUCCGCGGUAUUCUCGCGAGCACGCGUAUCUCGCAAUUGCUGGGUGUAGAACCCGUCGCCGCCCGGGAUACCGUUCGUCGUAACGCACCGACCUCUCCUACGCUCCAACCCGCGGUUGGUACCAUUGCAUCGCGACCAUGGUGGUACGAAAUUGGAGAUUACCUCGAAAAUCCGCACAGACAUUUCCAAGUUAUGGAUAGCCUGCGACUACCUAUGACCUGGGCAGAAGAUGUCAAGAACUAA